Molecule: messenger RNA, 5642 nt
Organism: Manis pentadactyla (Chinese pangolin)
Lineage: Eukaryota; Metazoa; Chordata; Mammalia; Pholidota; Manidae
Gene: HAUS6
Product: HAUS augmin like complex subunit 6
Exons: 17
Coding region: 1615-4500 (961 amino acids)
Biological process (GO): spindle assembly
Cellular component (GO): mitotic spindle microtubule; HAUS complex
Molecular function (GO): microtubule binding
Source: RefSeq, a predicted model, not a curated record
AUUUGAUUGCUCCACAGUAUUGGCAGGGAAGCUUAAAGCUUCAGGUCUCUACUGAGAGUAGUUUCUAUUGCCGUUGCAUCCUUCUCUCCAGUGUUUCAGCAAUCUUACUUUACUCUGCUUUGGUUUAUCCAAUUGCAGCCUGCUUUCUGCCUUUGAAAAUUAGUUAAAAUCUGUCAGUGCUGGUCUGGUGAUGGCAGUUUUUUUUUUUCUUAGAGUCAUUUCUGUGGGUUAUGGGAGGGAGCUACUAUUUUGAAACAGAUGUUACCUUUAAAAUGAUUUAAGCAUGAAAGUGGAAUGAAAUUUAACUUAAAACGUUAAAAAAUUGUUUUAUUCACUUAAAUUUAUAUAUGGUAAAAUUCAUUCUUUUUGGGGUGCAGCCCUAUAGUUUUCUAGUUUCUGUGAGCAUGUAGUUGUGUAACUACUUUUCUUAUAAGGUUAAACAUAAAUUUAACAUGUGAUGCAGAAAUUCCAUUCUGAGGUAUUUGCCCAAAAGACUUGCAUUUUGAAAAAAUCGUCCUGGGUGCAUUACAGAGAAUGGAUUAGAGGAGGAGUCAGUUACAUAGGCUUAAAUUAAGGUGGCAGUGUGAUUGGAAAGAAAAGGUGAUUUCCUUCAUUUGGUUAUUUAACAAAUAUUAAUUGAAUCCAGUAUUGGGCCUGGUUAUACAGUGGUGAGUAGAAUAGGUACAAACUUUUCCCAUACAGAGAACUUCAGUCUAGUGGGUGAACAGACCUUCAACAAGUAUCUUAUUAAAAUUUAUCAGUGUCCAAGAGAACAGGAUGCUAUGUGAAAAAAAUUACUGGUUUGAGAUGAUAAGAUGGUGGGAACUUCAUUUUUGUUUGCUGGGGAAUAGAAACAUUCCAAGGACAAGAAGAGUUGUUUGACUUACAGAUAAACAUGGGAACUUUUAAUGUUAACUUUUUUUUUAGCUCAAGAAAAUCGUUUUCUUUGUUCGCAGGAGUACUCAUAUCUGUUUGUCAUGCAUUCCAGUGUCCCACAGCCCCUUUCUUAAUUGACUGCCUCCUAAACCCAGUUUCUUUUUGGAGUCUGAAAACAAUCAAUCACCUAAGUGAACUAUCUCUUCAGGUCAUUGUUGAAAAUAUAUUAAACAUGAGCUAUCUCAGCUCCCUGUUCUAAAUGUUAAGAUAUUUUAUAUUAGCAGAUGGAGAGAAUAUCCAUAGGUAUAUUCUGUUGUGUUCUAGUGAAUUUUUGUUCCUUCUUUUUAAUAAUGUCUUGAGACCUUUCCUUUUAGUUAUUUGGUUCACUUGCUUUUAACUUCUUUUGAUACUUCAGUGGAAAACCAUUCUCUUUUGCAUCCAUGCAAAUGACCUUUUAAUACUCGAGUAAUGGAGGAGUGGUCUCAUAAUAUUUUGUUCGUUAAUUUUGACAGGUUAUUUCUUUUUUUUCUUGAGUGUAAACACUCACUUCUAUUGGGAUAUUUGUUCCACUUGUAUCCUCUUCUUGCAUAUCCAGAGAACUUACAUUGCUUUAUUUUCCAUACUAGUCUCCACACUUCACCGGGACUUUAAAAAAUGGUAACUAUACCUCCAUGCCAAGUGUGACUUGUUUUGCCUUGUGAAUUGCCAUAAUAAACCUUAAAAUCCUGCAGGUGGGCCAUGCAGCAGAACUGGUAUCUGAAGUGGAUCAUCUCUAUCAGCCGGUUGCUACCAUCUAUGAAAUUCAGAAAACUCUGCUUCCCUUGGCCCUGGCAAUCUACAGAAUCUGAAUUUUCCACUUCUUAUCAGACACCUGCACAACCCCAGGAGUCUGGCCAGAGGGACAUGUUUGAUAAGCUGAACCGUGAUGCCUUUCAUAUAGUUUCUUAUUUUUUGUUUGAAACAUUGGACCAGCCUCUCACCAAAGAAGUUUUCAAACUUUGUUGGCCUCCAUUUGACCAAAGAAGUGAUACCGAAUUCCGGAAACAUUGCUGUGAAUGGUUAAAAAAGAUUUCUGCUGAAUGUGGGAGUAACUUUCCUCAAGUUGUUGGUUCACUAUUUCUUUCUCCUGGGGGUCCUAAGUUUAUUCAUCUGAUGUAUCAUUUUGCAAAAUUCGUUGCGAUAAAAUACAUAAAAACCCAAUCUAAAAAUUCUUCUGUACAUUUUACAGAGAUAUUUAAUAUAAAGCCACAAGAUUUGAAUAAGUGCACUGCCAGAUCCCAUAUAGCACGUAAUAGAUUUUUACAAAUUUUGCAAAGAGAAGAUUGUGUUAUCCGAAAAUAUCAGGAAAAUGCACAAUUGUCAGUUAAACAAGUACGAAAUUUGAGGUCAGAAUGUGUGGAACUGCAAAACCAAGUAAAAAAAAUGGAGCCUUGUGAUGACCAAACUAAUACAGAAGAGAAAAUUCAAAAGGUUCGGUCUUUGUGGGCUUCAGUGAAUGAAAUGCUCAUCUUUGUGGAAAAAGAGAGAGAAAUUGUUAGUUCCAUUCUUAAUCUUGUUGACCAGUAUACAUUAGAUGGAACUAAUGUUUCUAUUAACAUACCAAGGCUCUUACUUGAAAAAAUUGAGAAACAAAGGUAUCAGUUGCACAUAGGUAAUGUUUAUGAGGCUGGAAAAUUGAACCUCUUAACAGUUAUUCAGUUAUUAAAUGAAGUCUUGAAAGUAAUGAAAUAUGAACGUUGUCAGGCUGACCAAGCAGAACUGACAAUAGACCUUCACUUCCUUGAAAAAGAGACCAAAUUUCAAAGAGAAAGAUUAUCAGAUCUGAAGCAUAUGAGGUAUAAAAUAAAAGAAGAUCUUAUGACUAUAAGACAUUCUAUUGUAGAGAAACAAGGAGAGUGGGAUAAAAAGUGGAAAGAAUGUCUUGGUCUGUCUCCCUUCAGUCUCAUUAAAGGUUGGACUCCAGCUGUGGAUCUUUUACCACCUAUGUCUCCCCUCUCGUUUGAUCCUGCUUCAGAAGAAGUAUAUGCAAGGAGUAUUCUUUUGCAGUAUCCUGCUUCAUUUCCAGAUACACCUAAGCAGCGUAACCAAGAAAAUGAUUGCAGAAGAGCCAGUGAUACACUGGGAACUGUAUAUUACCCAGCCAGCAGCCCUGCCUCUUUCCUGUUGCAACCAGUUUCACUGUCAUCAGAUAGAAACAGUGUUACACUAUUUGAAAAGGACGUGAAGAUGAGAACUCCUAGAGAGAAAAAUGAAACAAUUUCUAAGAAAACAGCAGAAUUUGAAGUAGAAGACUCUGUAUCAUCAAAUAUUGCAAAAAAUUCAGAGAAUAGUGCAUUUGGAGGGGCUCUGCCAGCUAAAAAAAGUGAUCCAUUUCAAAAUGAACAAGAUCAUCUGGUAGAAGAGGUUGCUAGGGCAGUUUUAUCUGAUUCACCACAGCCCUCUAAAGGAGAAGUAAAAUUGGAGGAACUAAUUGACUCUCUAGCUUCUAACCCUUUCUUAACAAGGAACCGAAUUCCCCGAACUCCAGAAAACUUGAUAAGUAAAAUUAGGAGCUCAUGGAGAAAAGCUCUUCAAAUGGAAGAUAACAGAAGUAUGGAACCGAUUCAGAUGGAUACUGAAACUAGAGAAGUAUUGCCAGAAUCCUUACCUGUGUUGCCUAAUGAAAGAGAAUUUAGUGUGACCAGUUUUCUCUUAGCAACCAGUGUGUCUGAUUCUAGCCAUUCUCAUUUGCCUGAAGAGAAAGUUAUUUCAGAUCGCCUCAAGUGUGUGCCCCAGAAGCAUAUGGUGACCAGUCACAUAGAUGAAACAACAACACAGAAUCAGUCAGAUUUGUUAAAUAAGAAAAUAGCGUGCAAGCAAAAUUUGGGGAGUGCAACAUUACAGAACAAGCUUUUAGAAACUAGCCAAACAGAGACCUUCUCCCCUGCUGUAGGUGAUAGGAGAGAUGUGAUGGGAAGCUGCAAAGAGGACUAUAUUAAAAUAGCAGACCACUUGCAAUCUUCUUAUAAAGAAUCUUCCAUGCGCAAGAGUGUGUUAGGGAACUCUUUUCAAACAUCAAGUGGAAUUAGUUCCAGUUUUCAGGAUACUGAUUUUGGCAUAUUACAUGAAAAUCUUCCAGAAGAAGUUGGUCAUUUAAGUCUUAAUAGUAGUACAGAGGCCAGUUUUAAUCUGGAACCAAAUAGUCCUAUGCACAGUGACAUUUUUCCAGAAGAUGUUGUGGGAGAAAGACAGACUACUACAGUAUCAGACUUCAGUUUACAGGCUAUUUGCAGUAGAUAUGAGGCUCUGAAAAAACCUCUGUCUAAGAAAAGGGAAGAAAUUUACCUCUUUAAUUCAGAGACACUUGAGAAACAUACACCAGAAGGGAGCCCUACUUUCCGAAACCUGCAAAUAGAUAAUACACUUAACUUUUUGGACAGUUCGGAUUUGCACGUUGACUAUACAAAACCAUCUUUACGCAUGUCCCUUGGUGAAAGGAAACAGUCUCUCUCACCACUAAUUAAGUUUUCUCCAGUGGAGCAAAAAUUGAGGACCACAAUACCAUGUAGUCCUGGGGAACUUACACCUAAUUUAAAAGAAGAAGAAGUCUUGAUUAAGAGCCUUGAUGCAAAAGAAUCACUCUGACUUGAAAAGAUGAAGCAGUUUAGCUGAAUUAAUUUAACUAUGAUGCACUUAAAUUCAAGCAGUGUCACAGGAUUCAAAACUCAUAUAAUUUAAAUACACAUUGGAAGUGUAACUCUUUUUCAAGGCCUAAAAAUCUAAAAUAAUACCUUUUAACCUCCUCUAAUGUUUUUAGGUAAGGACAGAAUGUUUGGAUUUUCUCUGUAGGGCUGUGAAAUUGAAAUGUGAAGUACAAUACCGCCUUGAACAAUGAGGGGGGGUAAGGGGAACCAACCCCUGUGCAGUUGGAAAUCUGCAUGUGACUUUUGACUCCCUAGAAAGUUAACUGCCAGUAUUCUGCUGUUCACUGGAAGCCUUACUGAUAACAUAAACAGUUGAUGCACACAUAUUUUGUAUGUUAAAUAUGUUUUAUGCUAUAUUCUUAGAAUAAAGUAAGCUAGAGAAAAUAAAACAUGUUUUCAAAUUGUGACAAGUCUCCAAAAACUUUUCCAGUAUAUUUAUUGAAAAGAAUCUACAUAUAAGUGGACCUGAGCAAUUCAAACUUGUGUUGUUCAAGGGUCAACUGUGUUUGGAAAGCAAACAUCAAGUUAUGUGAAGCCAUUCUGAUUUCUUGAAUAAUCUUGUAAGCAUUAAGUAAAUGGCAAAAUGUUAUUGUAAUUUCAGUUAAUUAAUGUAAGGACAGGUGGAUUUUGAUGUUCUUUUAUUAAGUGGUUAACAUAAUAUCCAUUAGCAAUGCUGUUCUUUCAUUUUAGGGAAACAUGUAACAUGUUUCUUUAUGGAACAUUGUGGUACUAACCAAAAAAUGUGAGAAAAAUGGUUGGAUGUGUGUAGUCAGGAUAACAGAGUUUAAGUUUGGGAAAGUUCUAAACAGGCUCAAUGAUUAUUCAAGUAAGUUGAUCCUGAAAAAUGAUGUUUGGUGGAAUAAAGUGCAUGUGAUGGUAGAGUGGGGUAGAAUGAAUUUAGAAAAAAGGCAAAAGAUGAAAAAUGAUGACUAGACACUUAAAAGAACACUGUCAAACCAUAAAUCCAUUCGCUGGGUUGUGUAGCAGAUUUAUAUUUAGUCUAAUUUAGACUUUGAGAUUUAAUUUAAUUCUAGCUUUAUAUUUUACCAGAAAAAAAGUAAAUUAAAAAAUCUACUAAUCUGU